This is a messenger RNA of Thalassophryne amazonica, 1614 nucleotides long. It is a transcript of the gene efna1b, whose product is annotated as ephrin-A1b. The record is from RefSeq and is a predicted model, not a curated record. NCBI's taxonomy places the organism in Eukaryota, Metazoa, Chordata, Actinopteri, Batrachoidiformes, Batrachoididae. Gene Ontology annotation, cellular component: plasma membrane. Gene Ontology annotation, biological process: ephrin receptor signaling pathway; axon guidance. Gene Ontology annotation, molecular function: ephrin receptor binding.
AAUUGUGACAGUGUUUGUAUAGCCGCGCUACUUUCAGCUGCAAAGUGCCGCGUUUUGGUUUCCUUGUGCACAUUUUCGCCAUUUGACGUGAAGCGUCGCUCAGUGCCUGAAGUGUUUCAGAUUUGUGUGCAGCAGAAGAGAGAUGGAUUUGCUUUGUUUGCUGUGUUUUGUACUCAGCAUCUGCGCCUGGUUCGUCUCCGCGGAGAGACACAGCGUCUACUGGAACAGCUCCAACCAAAAUUUUCUGUGGGAUGACUACUCAGUCGAAGUGCGUAUCAAUGACUAUCUGGACAUCAUUUGCCCCCACUAUGCACAUGGAGAGGUGCCGUCGCACGCAGCGGAGCGCUACGUUCUCUAUAUGGUGGAGAAGGAGGACUAUGAUGUGUGUAAGCCUCACUCCUUUGACCAGCUUCGUUGGGAAUGUUCCCGGCCCUUUGCCCCACAUGCUCCUGAGAAGUUUUCCGAGAAGUUCCAGCGUUUCACCCCUUUCACUUUGGGAAAGGAGUUCAGACAGGGCGAGAGCUACUAUUAUAUCUCCAAACCAAUGCAUCACCACGGCCAAGACUGUUUGAAGCUGAGAGUGGAUGUGGCUGGGCCCAAAGGUUCUGGGAAGACCCAUUUGGACAAGCCAAGGCAGAAGAGACAAGAAAAGAUAUUGGCGGAGGAAGACCCUAAAUUUAAUGGUGCUGGAGGAGUGCACACCCAAUCUAACCAGCUCCCAGCAGACGACCCAGCUGCAAUGGAGCCCAACGUCCAGAGGAGCAUUGGCGGUUCAGGAGCACGGCCGGUCUCCUUGUCUCUCUUAAGUGUCAUAAUCCCAGUCUUAUUAGCCUUGAUGCUACACUGAGGCUAACUGAGCCGCCGGGACGUUGGCCACAACAACGACAAAGCUAGCCAGUGCUGGUCACUGGCACAAUAAACACUCAGAGAUUUUUUUAUACAGAUUUUUUUAUAUAUAAAUAUGAGCAUGGACAGAACUGUGUGUGCAUGUGCGUGUGUGUGUUUGUGUGUGAUGCGUUUGCUUGCGUGAGAGUGGAACGUGGAUCGCUCCACAGAAGAGGACCUCAAAGAUUUUUUUUUUUACCUGUGAGGACAGCAGUUUCUUAUUGUGGACCAUUUUCUGACAUUAUUACCAUGAAUUCAAGAAAACAGAUGAGACAUGAAAAUGACAUUAAAGGUCAUUAAUUCAUCUUAAUGCUUUCAUACCGCUGGCACAGCUGUGUAAUUGUAUUAUUCGUUUCAGCUUUUCAAUCUCAAUGUUCCUGCUCUGUGCUGGUAAUGCGUACGGACUGUAGCCGUGGUGAAAUGUAGGAUUUUUGUCAUGUUGUUAUGUAGCACCUCAGUUCCCGGUCAUACAGUAUGCACCACUGUGAUAUUUACACACUAUAACAAUUACACUUGGUUCAGGUACUGCAGCUUCCAUGCAGAUCAGAGGUAUUUGAUGUUAUAAAAACUUGUGUUUUUGUUGUUUCACUUAAAAGUCAAAGCCACACCGGCUGCACAUCCAAUAAAAUUGUGGCGUCAAACCAAAACCAUAUUACUACUAUUCAUAACCAGUGAAAACUUGACUGCACGCCAUAUUGUGUCUGAUAUGUAGCUGGUGUGUAUCAGUGG